GUCCCAGGGGGUCAUCAGGGACCAGCAGGAGCGCAGAGACACCAGAGGAAAAGGGGACAUUGGGAGCACUGGUGGGGUCAGCAGUGUCCCCAAGGAGGUGAGCAGCUACCGCCUGGCGCUAGAGCGGAUGGCAGGGGACAUCCUGUCCCUGCGCCAGCACGUCGCCAGCCUGGAGGUGGAGAACGGGCACCUGCGGCGCAGCCUGGCCUUGCAGGAGGAGCUGGGCCACGCUUCCCUUGCCGACGUGGACCUGGACGUCGUGACCCGGGAGGAGCUGCUGGACAGGCUCGGUGGUGAGGACGUGGCAUGGGCUCUUGCAGCCACCUUCAAGCGCAAGCUAGCAGCCAACAUGGUGGAGAUGAGGAGGCUGAAGGACCGUGUCCAGCAGCUGCAGAAUGAGCUGAUCCGGAAAAACGACCGGGAGAAGGAGCUGGUGCUGCUGCAGCGAGCCCCCCAGCAGCAGAAAGCCACACUGCAGAGGAGAAGUUGGCUGGGGCAGGUGGAAGAGCUGAGAAGCCGGCAGGUGGGUGCAAGUGGGGACGGGGACCCUCGGGGGGGUGUAGGGCACAUCCCAGCAGCCCUCCCACCCCAUCCCGCAGACCAAGCCCUCUCUGGGGAGGUGUACACCGUGCUGCUGGCCGAGAACCGCAGGCUGAGGGACCAGCUGGAGAAGGCCCCCUUCCCCUCGGCCCCCAUCGCCCCACGGCCCCCAGCCUUGCCGCUGGAGGAGGCGGCGAGGAGGUGGGGACGGCAGAAGCAGGAGCUGGGCACCCGGCUGCUGGAGCAGGAGCAUGGCUCCACCUGA
Tauraco erythrolophus (red-crested turaco) is the source of this 805-nucleotide messenger RNA. NCBI's taxonomy places the organism in Eukaryota, Metazoa, Chordata, Aves, Musophagiformes, Musophagidae. The record is from RefSeq and is a predicted model, not a curated record.